CUGAUGCAGCUCCAUGCCGUUCCCUUGGGUCCUGUUGCUGUCACACAGCAGAGCUCAGCGCUGCCCCUCCACUCCUUGUGAGGAGCUGCAGCUGCUGUGAGGACCCCUCAGCUCCUCUGCUCCGGGCUGAGCAAACACAGGGACCUCAGCUGCUCCUCAUACAUCUUGCCUUCUGGACUCCUUGUAGGCCUCUUUGUACCCCUUCUUCGGACACUAUUAAACAGUUUCCUUAUGCUGUGGCACCCAAACUGCGCCCAGUGCUGAAGGAGAGGCCUCACAGCUCAGAGCAGAGCAGCACAAGCUCUCCCUUUACCCAGUGGCGGUGCUGGGCCUGCAGCACCCAGGCUAUGGUUGGCCCUUCUGGCUGCUGGGCACACUGCUGGCUCAUUUUCAGCUUGCUGUCAACCAAGCUUAAUUUGGUUAACUGUGACAGCAAUUUUUCUUUAUUUCUUAAAUAAACUCAUAAAUAUCCAAAAUAAAUUCAUAAACAAACACUUGUGGAUGCAAACUUGAUCAGUGAUGCAGUAACUAGUUUUCUAUUGCACUCAUUUUUUUCUUCAGGCUUAAGCCUAUCAGCCACGUGGCUGUAUUCUUAGCUGUCACCUUCUAAGGGAGUGUUUUUCAGCCCCAUGGGCCUAAGUAACUUUCUGCUAAACGUUUAUGUAUGAGGAUACCCUUCUUACAAAGCUGAAUGCAGAUUUCAAGCCUGUUACUUGGGUUUGUCACCUUGCUUCCUGCUGUUGGAAUAUAUCCUUAUUUCUUGAGUAAGGCAACACUGACAUACAGUUUGAACUGUACGUUGUUAUAAAUUUGUGUGCAUUUUUUCAGUCUUUGCAGUUAACAAUGAUAUGAAAAAUAAUCCUGAAUUCAAAUUAAACAUUUGCUCAGGAAAAGGAAAUAAAGACCGAUUUUAUAUACUGAUAGUCUCAGUAGAGUAAUGAAAACACUUAAGCAGCUGAAGCGGAAAAGUACCAAAUACUGAACUACUGGUGUUAAGGGCUUUCUGCACAAACUGUUCUACGAGCCAGUCAGCUCAAAGCAUUGUGAUGUGCUUAGGAAUCCCUGAGCUUGCUGCUUCCUGCUGCUUGUGAGGCACAGAGGAUGUAGGGGGCCUCCCGAGAGGCAAGACUUGGCAUUUCCUUUGGUUGAGCUUCAUGAGAUUCAUGCUGGCUCGUUUCUCCAGCCUACUCAUGUUGCACUGAAUGGCAACACAAUGAUCAACCGUUCCUCUCCAUGCCAUUCAAUGCCUGCAGUGUGAGCACUGAAGAGAUGUGAGGUCUCCACCUGUGUUCUGAAGGAAAUCAUGGUGGCCUUCAGGUUCAAGUGAGGAAGCUGCAUGAUAAUUAUGAAACUUCACAGUCAAGAAGAGCCAGAACAGAGUUGUUGCAGGAGCUUUACAGGCACACUACGUGUAAAAGGUGAUAAAGCUAUUGUAGCAGAGAUGCCAAAUGAGUUCCAACAUUUGUAAACCUAAGGAGAUAUUUAUGCCAGAACAGGUCUUUGUGGGGGACUUAUCACAUGUUGUUCUGUUUUGUGCAAACAGCCAUCACUGCCAAAAAGAGAAAGAGCUGACCUGAGAAAGUGUUUCAGAGAAAGAAAAACAAAUGAGUUAAGACUAUUUCUAAAUGACUGUAGAUGGUCCUGCAAGGACUUGCUCCCUGGUCACACGCUGUUUCAUAUACUUGAAAAUGAUUGUGACAGGGACUGGAGAGUGAAACAGUAACAACAACCACAACUAACAAUUAACUUUUCCAGGCCUGCAAAAACAAAGGUUGGUGAUAAAAUACUACUGAAGACCUUCACAAAACUUGCUGAGUGCACUUUGCAACUGAAAUGCAGUAAUUGAAUAAAUAAAUGGAUAGGAAUAAGAAAAGCAAUUUGAUAGGCUCUGCACCUAGUGAUCAUUGCUAAUCAGACAUCAAAACCCAUCUUUGAUAGCCAGGCCCAUGAAAACACCAGCUUUCUGCUGUACAAAAUCUAAAUGCUGGAAAUUGGUAGAGGAUAACAAGGGAAAGCUUGACAAAUUAUUCUGUCAUAGACAUCUGUGGUGUCGCCAUGUGUGUUCUGUUGAAUGACUGCUUACAUUAAAAAGAUGCAGUAGAACUGGAAAAGUCAGUUCAAUGGUGAGGAAUCCUCAACACUCACCUUUGGACUGCUUGGGUGUUUCAGAAAGUCUUACAGUGACUGCACAGUUCUUAAUACCCUUCUCCUGCAUGUUCUGGCUUUUGGCCGUUGUUGGAGGUGGGCAGCUCUGAAGAGUCAAGCUAUAACACAGUGCUGUUCUUGUGUUGAUCUAAAACGAUGCUUCUGAGUGCUGGCAAAAGAGGGAAUAGAGAUUAGAAAGAGAGAGACAUUAGAGAAAGAGAGCACAUAGCACAGAGGGCUCUCAAGGUAGGACCUGCUCAGAAAGGAGGAGGGUUACAGCAAGCCAGCAGAUCUCCUCAGCAGUGGGCUUGGAGCAGGUGACCUCCAGAGGUUUCUUCCAAGCUCAGCCCUUCAUUGUUUCUACAUCAAAGUUUUGCGAAGAGUUCAAAACCAGCACUUGAACUGGCAGAUAUUGUUAGCCACCAAAAACCAAAAUUAAUGUGCAGAUCCUCUUCUCAAAGUCUCUGCUUGCUCAAGGUGAGCCGUGGGGCAUUAUGCGUAGGCUGAGCCUGACAAGAGCCUACAGAGGAAGGACUUUGCAAUACACAUUCCCAUAUUUAUCCCACAGAACUCGUCACAAGCUGUAGCCUUAUAUGGAUACGUUUUCAACAUGCCACCUCUGCUUAUCUCAGCAAGGGAGUGUUCAAGUCACAGCUGAGAUAUGCAGACUUCACAGCCUGUGGUUGGUUUCUUAUAGGGAAGGACAGGCUCUGUCUGGCCAACACCCAAUGCUUGCUGCACAGCCCGUACUACCGCCCCUUCCUUGGUUAUAAGCAAGAGAUCAACACAGGUGAGUUUUUCUAGUUUACCACCUCUGCUGAUCUUCUACUGAAUGUGCAUUUAAUUUUUAAAGGGCAGUGCCGGGAAUACUGUGCACAGUCAGACUUUGCAGCCAGCUGAUAGACCCAGUGCUGCACUGACAGGUGCACAGAGAUCAUCCAGAUCUCACCGGUAGAGGACGUGUCUUUGGGAAGUGGUGAAAGCUUUCCCUUGGUCAUUCACCAUGCUGUCUACAGUUGGUUCUCCUUUUGCAGCUAAUAGUCACUCAUUGUUUUGGAAGGUGGGAAAUUGCAGGAGAGAAGAACCCAGCACCAACAAUGGCCAGUGGGAAUGAAAGGUUUGAGUCAAAGAGAUGCAACAGGACAGAACAAAUCACCCACAAACGAAGGAAUGAAGACCUCCUGACAUUCUACCUACGUCAUCAGGAUGCACUAAGAAGUCCUUGUGCAUGCCACCAAAGCAACAUUUUUACUCUACCGUGUUCUGACGCUAUAAGGAGAGACAUCCAAGUGCUUCAGGAGUUCAUCAGGAAGUAUGAGCCCCAUGGAGCUGUUGUUACCAAAGAAGAAGUUGUUAUUGUGAGUGAAGACACUGAUGUUUGCAAACAAACAUCACCAAAGAACCUCAGCAUAGCUGUAACCCUAAUGAAAGAGCACAGGGUAGAAGCAGGAAGCAGAGACUGCCCAGAAUCCCAUAGCACAAACCUUGGGGAGCCUCCAGAAGGCAGGCCACGGUCACAGCCUCCAGCUCCAAGGGACCAAAGGGAACCGAAGGAUUUGGGUCUUCCCCCUGAUGAUUUUAGCAAGAAGGUCUAUGGGCUGGCAGCCACUUAUCUCGCAAUAGCAGUGGGAUUUCUGGGCUGGUCCAGGCUACGGCUCCAGCUGGGGAACUAUUACUGGAUAUCCCUCACUUUUGUGAUGUGCAUUGCUCUUAUCCUCCUGAGCUCUGCAGCCAGCCAAAUGGGUUCCGUGAAUGCCUUUUACAGCUUGACAGGGACAGCAACUGGAAGUGCAAUACUUGGAAUUAUUUCAGCCUCCUAUGAGUCAGAGACAGUGAUGUUAGCUGGAGGAAUAACUGCAGCUGCAACCCUGUUACUAUAUUUAUUUGCUCAGAACACAAAUAAACCUCCAAUGAACUUCACCAUAACGAGCACUUUGAGCAUCCUGUGGGUUGCUGGGGCAAUUGCCUGUGUCAUUAUAAACUCAUACAAGUUCCAGGCUUUGUAUGCUCUGUUUGGAAUUCUGUUCUUUGCUACUGAUCUAACAAAGACAGUGACUGAGCUCCAAAGUCAGCCCAUGGAAGUGCAGCAUUCUGCAGACCAUACCGAGGCAGCACAAGGACUUUUCAUACCCAUUGCUAUGAUCUUCUUCUUUACUUUGCUAUUAGUUGGUUGAACACACAGCAAAGCC
Molecule: messenger RNA, 4334 nt
Organism: Lagopus muta (rock ptarmigan)
Lineage: Eukaryota; Metazoa; Chordata; Aves; Galliformes; Phasianidae
Exons: 11
Coding region: 3243-4319 (358 amino acids)
Source: RefSeq, a predicted model, not a curated record